CAAAAUGAGACCAUCCCUACGUUGUUCAAAUUCCAUAAGCUGACAAUUCAUGUUUCGAAAUGCCUUGUAUGGUAAAAGUCGAUUAGUUGCCUUUAGUAGCAUCUCAACGCACACUGUAAUCCCAUCGCCACUCCUCUUUUCUCUUCUCAUUCCUGUGAUUUUUCUCACCUCGGCACUCGAGUAACCCCACAGCCCAAAGAUCAAUUCCAGAUUUUUCAGCCCACAGUGGGUUGCUUGAUUGAAUUGAGAUAUGGGUUUGCUUCAAGAUCAUUAGCUUUAGGCUGAAAAGAGUGGGAGGAUCGUUUUGGGAUUGUUGAUUUGGUGGCGGCGGCUUUUCUGGAUUCAAUCUCUGAGAUGGGUCCGUUGGAGUUCUUGCUCCGGUGGUGAAUUGUGGAAGAGGGCGCUGAAAAAUGCGGCGGCGGGCGGCCGAUUAUCGGCGCCCGGUUCGGAGGAGGCUCUCUUGUUGGAUCUGGGCGCUGCUCGGAAUAUUCUUGAUCGCAGGUUUCUUUUUGUUUAUUAUGCAUCAUCAGCAUGAUCGUGAGGAUCACGUAGAACAGCCAGUUUUGGAUAUAGAUUCCAAAAAUGAACAGGUUAUACAUGAGCAUCUUAAUUUUACGCAAGAAAUUUUGAGUGCUAGAUCAUAUGCCAGACAAUUAACAGAGCAGAUGACACUUGCCAAAGCUUAUGUAGUUAUUGCAAAGGAGCAUAAUAAUCUUCAUCUUGCGUGGCAGCUUAGUUCGAAGAUAAGAAGUUGCCAAUUUUUGCUUUCAAGGGCUGCGAUGAGGGAGGAGCCAAUAUCUUUAGAUGAAGCGGAGCCGAUCAUUCGAAGCCUAUCGUCUUUAAUUUUCAAGGCGCAGGAUGCACACUACGAUAUAGCGACCACGAUGAUAACGAUGAAAUCACAUAUUCAAGCUCUUGAAGAGCGUGCAAAUGCUGCAUCUGUACAGAAGACGGUGUUGGGACUGUUAAGCGCUGAAUCGCUACCCAAAAACUUGCACUGCCUAGACGUUAAGCUCACGGCGGAUUGGGUUAAGAAGAAGCCACUGCAAGAUCUUGCAGACGAAAAAAGAAACUCUCCUCGGCUAGUGGACAACAAUUUGUACCACUUUUGCCUAUUUUCAGAUAAUCUGCUCGCAGUUUCGGUUGUUAUUAACUCGACGGUUUCUAAUGCUGAUCAUCCCCAGCAGUUUGUUUUCCAUAUCGUCACAGAUGGGAUAAAUUACGGGGCAAUGCAGGCUUGGUUCCUUAGCAAUGAUUUUAAAGGGUCUACAAUAGAAGUGCAAAACAUCGAAGACUUCACUUGGUUGAAUGCAUCUUACUCUCCCGUUGUUAAGCAGCUCCAAGACACAGACUCACGGGGAUAUUAUUUUGGAGGGCCUCAGGACAUCAAUAUCGACGAUCCAAACUUCCAAAACCCGAAAUACACAUCAUUGUUGAAUCACCUCCGCUUUUACGUCCCUGAAAUCUAUCCCCAAUUGGAGAAGGUAGUUUUUCUCGACGACGAUGUGGUAGUCCAGAAGGAUCUGACGCCUCUCUUUUCAUUGGAUUUGCAUGGAAACGUAAAUGGAGCCGUGGAAACCUGUCUCGAAGCUUUUCACCGCCUUUACAAGUACGUCAACUUUUCAAACCCGCUUAUCAGCUCCAAGUUCGACCCGCAGGCCUGUGGAUGGGCAUUCGGCAUGAACGUGUUCGACUUGAUUGCUUGGAGGAAAGAAAACGUGACUGCACGGUAUCACUACUGGCUAGACCAAAACGCUGACGGGAUGAUUUGGAAGCUCGGCACACUUCCUCCAGCCCUACUAGCCUUCUAUGGAUUGACCGAGCCGCUGGAUAGGAGAUGGCAUGUUCUGGGAUUGGGCUAUGACCUAAACAUCGAUAAUCGACUGAUAGAAAGCGCUGCAGUGGUUCACUUCAACGGGAACAUGAAACCGUGGCUGAAAUUGGGCAUUGGCCGGUAUAAACCUCUGUGGGAACGCUACGUGAAUCAGAGCAGCGCGUAUAUUCAGGAUUGUGCCACAUAUUAAAACGCUGCAAACCACAUUGGUAAUUUAUUCAUUCCCUCAUUUCAAACUCCCAAAUUUGUAGUUGCAUUAUUGUAGAGAGUUAGAAGUAGCAAAGUUUUGACCUUGAAAGGCUUCUUCUAUAAGUUCCUUUUUAUAGCUUGGAAAUGGAAAAUGAUUCUUAUACAAUAGAAAGGAUUUGUGUAUCGGAUUAAGGGCGUAGGAAAUGGAUUUUGGCUGAUGAAAUUUUCAUUAUUGCUUUUGCAAAUCUAUAUACAAAUGUUUAUUUC
Molecule: messenger RNA, 2290 nt
Organism: Ipomoea triloba (trilobed morning glory)
Lineage: Eukaryota; Viridiplantae; Streptophyta; Magnoliopsida; Solanales; Convolvulaceae
Product: probable galacturonosyltransferase 11
Exons: 2
Coding region: 411-2024 (537 amino acids)
Molecular function (GO): polygalacturonate 4-alpha-galacturonosyltransferase activity
Source: RefSeq, a predicted model, not a curated record